CAGCCAGCUGUGUGUCGCGCGUGCUUCCUGGCCAAAAGAGCCACCUCGGGGAGAAGGUCCGGAGGGGAGCUGUUUACCCCGGGGAGACCCGCAGCCCAGCCGAGCGGCUUGGGCGGCCUGGAUGCGCAGGACCCGGCCCCGCAGCCGCUGACUCCCGGCGGCGGCGGCGAAGUUUGGCUGCUGAGCGGCUCGGCGCCGGGCCACUGGACAGCCGGCCACCCCGCGGCCGAGGCGGCGGGAGCGAUGCCCGUCGGGGGCCUGUUGCCGCUCUUCAGCAGCCCCGGGGGCGGCGGCCUGGGCGGGGGGCUCGGGGGAGGUGGCGGCGGCGGCGGCAGCGGCAGGAAAGGGUCGGGCCCCGCCGCCUUCCGCCUGACGGAGAAGUUCGUGCUGCUGCUGGUGUUCAGCGCCUUCAUCACGCUCUGCUUCGGGGCGAUCUUCUUCCUGCCCGACUCCUCCAAGCUGCUCAGCGGGGUCCUGUUCCACUCCAGCCCCGCCUUGCCGCCCGCCGCCGACCGCAAGCCCGGGCCCGGGGCGCGCGCCGAGGACGCCGAGGAGGGGCGAAUCUGGCACCGCGAGGAGGGCGCGCCCGCGGACCCCGUGCUCACCCUCCAGGACAACUUGGCCAGGAUCCGCGAAAACCACGAGCGGGCUCUCAGGGAAGCCAAGGAGACCCUACAGAAGCUGCCCGAGGAGAUCCAAAGAGACAUCCUGCUGGACAAGGAGAAGGUGGCACAGGACCAGGACCAGCAGCGUGACCGCGAGCAGUUCGGGGGGCUGCCGAACGUGGACUUCCAGCCCCCCAUCGGGGUGGAGAAUAGGGAACCCGCCGACGCCACGGUCUCUGAGAAGAGGGCAAAGAUCAAAGAGAUGAUGAAACAUGCUUGGAAUAAUUAUAAACGCUAUGCCUGGGGAUUAAAUGAACUGAAACCUAUAUCGAAAGAAGGCCAUUCAAGCAGUUUGUUUGGUAACAUCAAAGGAGCAACUAUAGUAGAUGCCUUGGAUACACUUUUCAUUAUGGGAAUGAAAGAUGAAUUUCAGGAAGCAAAAUCAUGGAUUGAAAAAAAUUUAGAUUUUAAUGUGAAUGCUGAAAUUUCUGUUUUUGAAGUGAAUAUACGCUUUGUUGGUGGACUGCUCUCAGCCUACUAUCUAUCUGGAGAAGAGAUAUUUCGAAAGAAAGCAGUGGAACUUGGGGUAAAAUUGCUACCUGCAUUUCAUACUCCCUCUGGAAUACCUUGGGCAUUGCUGAAUAUGAAAAGUGGUAUCGGGAGAAACUGGCCCUGGGCCUCUGGAGGCAGCAGUAUUCUGGCAGAGUUUGGAACCCUGCAUCUGGAGUUUAUGCACUUGAGCCACUUAUCAGGAAACCCCAUCUUUGCUGAAAAGGUAAUGAAUAUUAGAAAAGUAUUAAACAAACUGGAAAAACCAGAAGGCCUUUACCCUAACUAUCUGAACCCCAGUAGUGGACAGUGGGGUCAACAUCACGUAUCAGUUGGAGGGCUUGGAGACAGCUUUUAUGAAUAUUUGCUCAAGGCCUGGCUAAUGUCUGACAAGACAGAUCUAGAAGCUAAGAAGAUGUAUUUUGAUGCUGUUCAGGCCAUUGAGACUCACUUGAUCCGCAAGUCAAGUGGGGGCCUGACAUACAUCGCAGAGUGGAAAGGAGGGCUCCUGGAGCACAAAAUGGGCCACCUGACCUGCUUCGCAGGAGGCAUGUUUGCACUGGGAGCAGACGGAGCUCCUGAAGCCUUGACCCAGCACUACCUUGAACUUGGGGCUGAAAUUGCCCGCACCUGUCAUGAAUCUUACAAUCGCACCUUUAUGAAACUGGGACCGGAAGCUUUCAGAUUUGAUGGUGGUGUUGAAGCCAUUGCUACCAGGCAAAACGAAAAAUAUUACAUCCUACGGCCAGAAGUUAUUGAGACUUACAUGUACAUGUGGCGUCUGACUCAUGAUCCGAAGUAUAGAAAAUGGGCUUGGGAAGCUGUGGAGGCCCUGGAAAGUCACUGCAAGGUGAACGGCGGCUACUCAGGCCUCAGGGAUGUUUACUUCAUUCAUGAGAAUUACGAUGAUGUCCAACAAAGUUUCUUCCUGGCAGAAACACUAAAAUAUUUGUACUUAAUAUUUUCUGAUGAUGAUCUUCUUCCACUGGAACAUUGGAUCUUCAACACUGAGGCACAUCUUCUCCCUAUACUCCGUGCAGACAAAAAGAAAGUUGAAGAGAAAUAAAAGACCUUUUUCUCAUUUCAUUCUGUUUCAUUCCUUCCAUUCCAUACCUUAAUCAUUAUUUUUUCCAGUGAUCAGCCACAUGAUGAACUUUUAUCCUAUGUCUGUGAUUAUUCUGAGUUCUAAAACUGUUUUGCAGUCUUUUAUGUUUAUUAUCAUAGGAAUCAAUUGGACCUACAUUCCUUACUCCUUUUGUUAUUCAGCCAGUGAGUCCGUGGUUUUGUUUGUGUGUGUAUGUGUGUAUUUUUCUUUAAAUAAUCUCUUAUCUCUGGAAUUCAUGAAAGUAUGAUAUCACUUUCAUGAAACUGAGUAGUGGUAUGCCAAUGACCUCUUAAUUACAAUUUGAUUUGACUGCAAAAUUCUUUCCUCCUCUAUGAGGAGAUGAUGUCUGCUUUAAGCUGUAAUGUUUUGCCAUGUUGCAAAAAGCCAUAAUAAAUUAUUAAAACAGCUUUUUUUUCCUUUUUGAUUUUAUGUUGAUCUGGUUUGUCUAUCCACCAGAGACAGAUCUUAUAACUGUGACAGCCUUCUGAUGCGGGUCUAUCAUUAUUUGAUAGAAUGUCUCCUAAAAUAUUUCAUUCACAUUGUGAUUCAAACUACAAAGUCAUCCAAAAGACUCAUGUUGACCUCAUUUCUUUAGAACUGCAGUAAAUUUUGGUUGGUUAAUUAUAUUAGUGUUUCUUAAUCUGUGUGUUUGUUCUCUGCUUUUACUCUAAAUGGCCUGGGUCAUUUCUGGAUCACAUCUGCUGCUUCGUUUCUUCCUCUCCCCUGUGCGACAUGAAGUGAGCUGGCUGGCUUUACAGAGCUCUACUGUCAUGGACAUACAUUUUUAAAGGGGAACGGUAACUUUUAAUGUGCUAGCUUUUGCUUUUAAUGGAAUAUGGAAAAAGAUUUGGUCUCUAAAAGAGAGGGUGAGAAUUUCGUAUAGCUCUAAUAAGUUCAUUUGUUUGUAUUUCAACAUUACUUUUUUUUUUCCUUCAAAAAGCAUUCCAUUUGGUUGAGGUUUUUCAAAUUGGAAAAAGGCCCUUUCUCAAAUGUCGUAAAUUAUUUCACUUGGAUUUAUGAAAGCAAGAUUGCACUCUGUGAAAGAAGCUUUGCCAGCAUAUCUAUAUUUGUGGUCAGUUAAGGAAAAUCUAAUAAACUGCUAGGUCAAAUAAGAACAGAAUAUAUUAGGUAUAGUUACAAUCAACAUAAAGAUCCCAACUUAGAAGGAAUUUGUUUCUCGGUCAUCUGUGAUUGGAUCUGCUCAGAUCAAAAUAAUCAUGUGAUUCUCUAAACUUUGUUUCAAAAUACAAAUAACUUUCUCAAGAACAAACUUAGCAACAUCUUGUGUUUCUCAUCACACUGGGUCUGUAUAUGAAAGGGCUGAAGUGAAAUGAUGGUAUGUUAUAGGAAGGUAUAAAGACUUUGACAACCUCAAUUUUCACCCAAGAAUGAUGAGACAGAUCAGUGAGCCUGUGGAUUAGGUAAAGCAUAGAAACUUGCUGCAUUCAUAGUAUUAAAGCAGUCUGAUAGCAGCAGUUUCACAUGAUCCAACCUAAUCGUUUUUGAAGACAAUUCUUUUCUUAGCUCUUAAUAGACAAAUAGUUUUAGCUAUUUAAGCUUUUGAAAGUGUUUCAAAAGGUUUCGUCUUAGAGGACUAUCUUGUUUGGCCUAUAUUGACCUUUGGUAUUGUACACUGGGAUAUGUCAAAGAAUUAAUUAGUAAAAUUGGUAAAUAAGUCAGAUCCUCAGUCCAUCAGUAUGCCAUGCUGACAUGUCUCUGACACAGAACAACUUCCACGGCCUAUCUUGGGCUCACCCAAAGAAAUGGGUGCAUUACAAGAGUCUUCUCCCCUCCAGUUUGAAGGCAAAAAUUUUUUUUAAAGUCUUCCUACAGCAAUUAGAUUAUAAUUUUCACAUGAAUGUCCUUGAACUGGAAAUUUUGAUUUCCUGUGCAUUUCAGCUUGGCUUGAAGGAUACAAAGCUGAUAAAUAUUUCUGCAACAGAAAGUGUUAAAAAUCAGCUACACUGUGUUGUAUUUUUUUUUCUAUCCUGGCCUAAGUAGACAAGUAGUGUAUCACAUGUUCACAUGUUGCUUUGCUGAUGGGAAGGAUUGUUUUCUUCUUCGGUUCUGGAACUUAGAUUUCUUAACCUAAUUCUGAAAACACCAAAAAUGUAAACAAGAGAUUAAUAUUAUAAUAAUGUAGUUUAAAGUUAAACUUUGUGUUAUUUUAAACAACUGAAGUCUCUAGGUAGACACUUUCAUUCAUUUUCAACAAAACUGUGCAGUGGAAUUUACAUGUAUACCUUACCUACAACCCUUAUUAAAGACGAAAUUUCAGAUAGCACUUAAUUUUGUGUGGACACAAUGUUUCAAUAUACUUUGUGCAGUUACUAUUAAACAUAUAAUUUGUAUUCCAAUUUAUAGAACUCAGUGACUUCUUUUCAUGUGCAUUACCCAUUUUUACAUUGACUGUUUUGAUUUGUUCAUAAAUCCAUUCCGUCACUUCCAACUUUAUAUAAAACUCUAAUGUUACAGGAAGUAUAAUAGAUUGACACAUAAUUUUUAAAAAUUAUAUUUGUAAAAUUUCUCUAUUGUGAAUAAAGUCUUUUAAUAUA
Dipodomys spectabilis (banner-tailed kangaroo rat) is the source of this 4814-nucleotide messenger RNA. It is a transcript of the gene Man1a1, whose product is annotated as mannosidase alpha class 1A member 1. The record is from RefSeq and is a predicted model, not a curated record. Gene Ontology annotation, cellular component: endoplasmic reticulum; Golgi membrane; extracellular exosome. Bases 244 to 2220 code for a protein of 658 amino acids. NCBI's taxonomy places the organism in Eukaryota, Metazoa, Chordata, Mammalia, Rodentia, Heteromyidae. Gene Ontology annotation, biological process: carbohydrate metabolic process; N-glycan processing. The transcript has 12 exons. Gene Ontology annotation, molecular function: calcium ion binding; mannosyl-oligosaccharide 1,2-alpha-mannosidase activity.